Alternaria atra is the source of this 426-nucleotide messenger RNA. RefSeq lists its product as uncharacterized. Bases 1 to 426 code for a protein of 141 amino acids. The transcript is spliced from 2 exons. Gene Ontology annotation, molecular function: nucleic acid binding; zinc ion binding. The record is from RefSeq and is a predicted model, not a curated record. NCBI's taxonomy places the organism in Eukaryota, Fungi, Ascomycota, Dothideomycetes, Pleosporales, Pleosporaceae.
AUGCACCUCAACAACCUCAACAAGGGACCAGGGAAACCCAAGUUUCAGGGCAACAAGGGUAACAAGAAGAAGAUCACUUGUUACGCCUGUAGUAAAGAAGGCCACAUAAAACAGGACUGCCGUAGCCAAGGCAAGGUCGUACGACAACUCAACAACGUAGUAACAAGAGCAACUGUAACCGUUCCUGGACAAACAGACGAGAUCGUCAACGGAAUCGACGACCUCACCAUCAUCACCAAAGAAGAACCUACCUCGGACGAGUACGUCUCCGAGUCAGAGUCCUAUGAGGACCUAGAGGUCACAGAAAUCGACAAAACCAAGUAUGGCAAGAUGGCCAACUUCCAGGACAGCAAUCGAGCACCAACGCCUUACGCGCCAAAAGAACAACAGAAGACACUCGCCUCACAAAUCAACAAGCUACUUUAA